AAUAGCGUGUUUAUAACAAAAUAAGAUGUGCCAAACACUAGAAAAUAUUUAAUUGUGUUAAGAAUUCACUUAUAAAUUGAAAAAAAUCUGCUUUAAACGAAACUUUUACUAGUUUAUUUAACCUAUGUAAAAAAAAAAAAAAAAAAAAAAAACAUGACACGAGCCUUGUUUACAUAACAAGGACUUGUGACCUCUGUAUCUCCCAUGUACCUUAAAUACUGACAUUCAAAUUGUUGCUGAGCAUUAGUAAUACCUUAAUUAAGCAUUCUAAACAUUAAAAAUCAAAAAGUAAAAUUUGAAAAUUUUCAGCUGAAAUCGUGUCCAUGUCCCUUUAAGAUAGGGUUUACUGAGUUAAAAUAAUUUGUCAUUUUCAUUUCUUUUGUAUAUAUGAUAUACUAUGCUUAAAAUGCUUCCAUUAAUUGUUUACAUACCCCAUCCUGCAAACAAGCUCUCCCGUGGGUAUCCAGGUUAGAAUAGGUCGUCAGUACUCCUUGGUUGUCGUAAGAGGCGACUUUAAAUCGGGCGGAUCUUUCAAGAUCCCUCAUUGCUCAAAGGCUGUAAGCGCCGAGCAUAAGCCAAAAUUUUGCAGACCUUCACGGGCAAUGAUGAUGUCUCCAUAUGAAUGAAAAUUCUCGUGGGGGACGUUAAAACAAUAUAAAAUCGAUCAAUUUAUCUAUCAAGCUAGACAUUUACUCCUAGUAGAUCUACAUUGUAAUCUGAAGUUUUUGUGGCAAGUUGACAGGUUGGCAUUCAUCGAGAAACAUAAAGAUUGAAAAUGCAUCUUUUUAUCAUCGACAUAACACGGGAGAAUAUUAUUAAAAUAAAAAUAAGAUAUCAAAAUGAUAAAAAUAAAAUGUUAAAAUGAAAAAAAUAAAAUAAAAUAUUAAGAACUAGCUGUCUGUUACGAUGAUACGAAACAUCAAGAUUCAAUAUUUAAUGUCAUGGAGACAUUCUGUACAUCCUGUGUUAUACGAUUCUCAUUUUAUAAGUUUUCCUUUUAUCAUUAUAGGAAUUCUUAAUGCUGAAACACAAUUUACAAAACAGUCAUCAUGGAAAUGUUGUCAUUUCACUUUGAUUGUUCCCUAGCCAUCUACAUUGUAUUUCUAUAAAGAAAACACACAGGCGCCAUACUGGUACCAGUUUGUGGCGAUCAUUCAACGGAUGGGGAUCUUUAAAUAUCAAAAUACGAAUACACAACAGGAAGCGGUUUUAAAUCAGAUGAAAGGUAAACAGCAUGAUGAAGGAUCUGAGAAAGCUGUGGAAGUAUAUACAGUGUUUCAUGAUUGUAGUCUCGCUGUAUGUUGUGUAUGCACUCUAUGUUGGAAUGGCUCUGAAAAACCUUGAGUUGUACAGAAAACCUAAGACUUACAAUCUUCGGAACAUCGUUACAGUGACGAAUCAGACGAUACAGAGCAAGAGGGUAAAGAAGAUUUUGGUAGUGGCGUACCAGAGAAGUGGGUCGACGUUCACAUCAGAAAUCCUUCAACACGGAGGAAACCGGACAUUCUUCAGCAUGGAGCCACUGUGGCAGAUUUAUAGGACUUGUUAUAGACGGAGCGUGGGCAUAUGUUGUCCCAAUAACAAGUGUAGGUCGCCUGUCCAUCCUAACGAGGAAAUUCACCAGACCUUGUCAGUGUUCCGAUCCAUAUACUCCUGCAAUUUUACCGCCUUACCUUACGAUAUAUUAAAAUCAUUUGCGACUUUUCCCAGUACAGAACACGAAAAUAUAAAAAGAUUAAGAUGUUUCAAUCUGAAGACAGCGGAACUGGAGCAGAGAGUCUCUUUGCAUUAUGAUAACUGUGUACAGAGGCUGACACGUGCUUGUGGUUCCUCAUCCGUCAUCAUCAUUAAGACGCUCCGCAUUAACAUCGAGUUGGCUUUAGAACUGAAAGCCUCAUUGGACAACUUGUAUAUUGUUCACCUCUUCAGGGAUCCCAGGGCCAUAUUUUUCUCAAGGGCCAAAGUUGGGGCACUGACAAAUGACCCCAUAAACGUCCAGGCCAAAGCUUUGUGCUCAGUGUUGUACAAGAACAAUAUGGACGCUCUUCAUAGAUCAGACAAAGUAUAUAAUUUACUAUAUGAACGCAUUGCGAAGGAACCUCAUAGAGUUGUAAGGAGUCUCUUUAAAUUUUGUGAACUAAACUUUUCCAUGACCACUUCUGAAUGGCUACAAAGCUUUACGAAUGGCUCUAUACAACUUCCAAGGCACAAACUCCUUUCAAAAAAAUAUGGCGCGUUUUCUGCAUAUUCAAAGGAAUCAUUCGAAGUUUCUCGGAAAUGGAGAAAAAAGAUAUCACUAAAUACAAAUAAAAUUAUCCAAGACUCUUGCAAGGAAGUCUUAGAUAUUUUUAGACUGCGUGUUUUCGAAGAAGAGCGGGAGCUUAGAAAUUUCGGUAUACAGGUGUUGAAAGGCUGAGCUUAGAGAAGUUUCAAAUCUUUCUUGAUGGGGGACAAGUUAGGGCUGCAAAUGUAUAUUUGAGUGAUUAUAAGGCAACCUUAUAAGCAUGGGAGUUUCACCUAUAUCAGCAGGGGUAAAACUUAGCAGUGUAUAGUAAUUGUACAUGAUCUUGUAUCCAUUUCUACUCCUUUUUGUCAGAUCUGUAAAGGAUUAAACAUUUAAUAGUGGUAAAAAAUGACUACAUGUAAGUGUUUUACCUUGUUAUUGUUGCUAAGUAAAGCCAUGUCAGAAUUCACACUCCUGGUGCUUUACUUUCAGUAUUUUGAUUUACGUCUGAUUUCAUUUUCAACACACUAUAGUAUAAAUAUUGUGGUUUUUGUGAAACCUAUAUUUAUGAAACUGUAUUUAUGCAUUGCAUGUCAGUGCUUUGGUGCAGUAAAUUUUCUAGCAUUAAAAACCAAGAAAGUGUUCAAGCUGGUUCCGGAGUGAUGUGCCAGUGUUCCUUGUUUUUGUUCAAUUACCAUACACAGACCAGUAGAAAUUCAUGUAGCAGAAGUCCUGGACCGCUUGAAGUCACAGUUCCCCUGUGUGUUAUUGGACGAGAAAGGACAGACGUCCCCAACUAAAAAGAAUACAUGCGACAUGUUUGCUAGGGAUUAGUGUUUGAAACAUUUCUUUGUUGCAAUUAGAACCUUCAAUGUCCUUUUCUGGAGUGCAUUCGCAGUGUGCAUAAUUAUGUAUAAUGAGCAUUGCGUCUUUGAAGUUAGCUAUAGAAAGGUAUGAAAUUUAUAUCCCCUGGAAUGUUCCUAUUCACUAAAAGACUGACAAAGCAAUGCAUGCGUGUCCUGAUCAUGUUGCCGAUCUGUAGACGAUGUAACAUGGCUUCAUGGUGAGAGGGAAUACAAACAACCAAAUAAAGAAACUAGUGCAAUAACAGCCAUUUCUGUCCAUGAACUGUAAACAUUCUUCUGUAACUGAACUUCAGUGAGAACGAAGAAUUUAUGUUUCCAAAAACCAAUGCGUGAUUUGACAUUGCAAAGUUGAAGAUUACUUUUAACUUUUCUUGAAAAGGCAAAUAUAUAAACUUUAAAAUGUUCAUGCUGUUUGUCGUAUAGAAAUCGUGGGCUGUAUCUGUCACCCAAAAUUGUUUCUGAGGAUUUGCAACAUUUAGAUGUAAAAAGUAUAUAUAUAUUCGACUGUAAUAUUCAACCAUACGAUUUUUGGACCUAUAUCUUAGUAUGUUAAUAUACAGGUCCCAAAAAGAAUUGAUAUUUUGUGCAAUUUACAAUUUCCCCACAUAUUAAUGAUUUUACUUUGAUUAUGUAUGAUUUUGCAAUAAACAUGGACUUAACAAAA
Ostrea edulis (European flat oyster) is the source of this 3754-nucleotide messenger RNA. Its product is annotated as carbohydrate sulfotransferase 5-like. The transcript is spliced from 5 exons. Lineage: Eukaryota; Metazoa; Mollusca; Bivalvia; Ostreida; Ostreidae. Gene Ontology annotation, molecular function: N-acetylglucosamine 6-O-sulfotransferase activity. Bases 1235 to 2416 code for a protein of 393 amino acids. Gene Ontology annotation, biological process: sulfur compound metabolic process; N-acetylglucosamine metabolic process. The record is from RefSeq and is a predicted model, not a curated record.